CCCUCUCUCUCUCUCUCUCUCUCUCUGUGUGUGUGUGCAAUGUGUUCAAUGUUGUGAAUCCCAUAUAUAUUGGCAGGCCUAUGGCCUUCUGGGUUCGCUCAGUGGACAGACUGAGGUUGCUGGAAAGCUUUAGUCGGGAGCAUUAAGCAAGUUUGAGAAAGAAAUAAAUUAAUUUGGGCCAUGGAUAACAAGCAACCCCUUCUUCUGAGCCAAGGAUUUGGAGGACAUGUUAAUUAUUAUGUCAAUCUCAGGAAGACAUCUCUUUCUGUAACCUUUGCAAAAUGGAUCCUCAAGAUUGCCAUGUGGGUGCUUUUCAUUUCAUGGGUUGCUCUAAUGUUUCUGUUCCCAUCAGAUUUCAUGCAGAAAUUAUUUCACAAAUCGAUCCAAGCCACUCAAGGAACUGUUUUUGGGAUCACAGGAAGCCUAUUCCUGGUUUUCAGUAGCCCAAUUCUCACUAUUGCACUGCUUUCUAUAGCAUUUCUUAUUAUCUCUGGCGAAGAGCAGCUCCACGAGAACAAGACUUCAAAAUGUCCGAGUUUCCGCUUAUGGACGUUCCCAGUUCUUGUGGAUGGACCAUUUGGGGUUGUUUCUGCUGCCGAGUUUAUCGGGAUAUUACUCUUUGUUGUGUAUGUUAUCUGGGCUGUCUACAGUUAUAUCACGAGUAUUCUCAGCUCCAUGUCUGAUCAGUUAACUUUUAAAGUGCAAAGUUGUUUGUUCCUGGAAAUAUUGGGACUUCGUUUAGGCUCAAUUGGGAUGUUUUGCCUGGCACUUUUGUUCCUACCGGUUGCAAGGGGAUCAGUUCUUCUUCGACUUAUAAAUAUACCUUUUGAACAUGCAACAAGAUAUCAUGUAUGGCUGGGACAUCUCACCAUGAUGCUCUUUACCAUCCAUGGACUGUGUUAUGUAGUGGCAUGGACGAUCGAGGGCCGUCUCCUCCAUGAAAUGUUGGAUUGGAAGGAUAUUGGUAUUGCCAAUCUUCCAGGAUUGAUCAGCCUUAUCGCAGGUCUGUUGAUGUGGGUCACAUCACUUCCUCCAGUAAGAAAGCUGAAUUUUGAGUUGUUCUUCUACACUCAUCAACUAUAUGUCAUCUUCGUUGUCUUCUUGGCUUUGCACGUUGGUGAUUUCAUUUUCACGAUGGCUGCUGGAGGAAUAUUCAUUUUUAUUCUUGAUCGUUUUCUGAGAUUCUGCCAAUCUCGAAGGGUUGUGGAUAUCAUUUCAGCGAAAUGCCUUCCAUGUGGAACUGUAGAAUUGGUCCUCGCAAAACCAAAAUGUCUGCGGUACAAUGCCCUCAGUUUUAUUUUUCUUCAAGUUCGGGAAUUAUCAUGGUUGCAGUGGCAUCCUUUCAGUGUUUCAUCCAGUCCUUUGGAUGGUAAAUAUCAUAUUGCCGUCCUCAUAAAGGUUCUAGGGAAAUGGACAGAAAAACUGAGAGGAAAUAUCUUGAAAAACUCAGAGGCAGAACACCAAAAAGAGCUACCUUGGACUCCUCGUGCUAAGAUAACAGCUUCUGUUGAGGGGCCUUAUGGGCAUGAGAUACCGUACCACUUGAUGUAUGGAAAUCUUAUCUUAGUAGCUGGUGGCAUUGGGAUUUCACCUUUCCUGGCCGUCUUGAGUGACAUUCUCCAUUGCGUUAGGGAAGGGAGACCUUGUAUACCAAGAAAUAUUUUAAUUGUUUGGGCUGUCAAAAGAUCAGAUGAGCUUCCACUUCUUUCAACAAUUGACAUGGAGUCAAUUUGUCCAUCUUUCUCUAAUAAACUAAAUAUUGAGAUUCGUAUUUAUGUCACUCGAGAAUCUGAACCUCCAUUGGAAGAAGGUCAAGUUCAGAACACUCUGGAUUUUUCUCUUUGUCCUACAUCGAAUAGGUGCGGCAUGUCUGUUUUGGUUGGUACUGGACAUAAUGUAUGGUCUGGACUGUAUAUAAUCUCAUCUACGGUUGGCUUUGUUAUCUUAAUGGGUUUAUUGGAUACCUUCUACAUAAACCCGUUUCGCAUAUCUUCAUGGUGGUACAAAGGGCUUCUUUUCAUUGCCUGUAUGGUGUUUAGUGUCUUUAUCUUUGGGGGUCUUGUGGUUGGUUUAUGGCAUCUUUGGGAAAGAAGAAUUUCAGAAAAAGAACAAUUUGAGGAUGCUAAGCUAAAUGCAGAUAAGGCAGGGCAUGGAGAAACUGUAGCUCACAAGGAUUCGCACCAGAAAGUUCUUGCGAAGCUAACUGGCAUUCGUUAUGGUGCAAGACCAAACUUCAAAGAAAUAUUUGAAAGCGUAUCGAAGAAUUGGGGCCAUGUUGAUGUGGGUGUCAUUGUGUGUGGUCCUCCAACUCUUCAAUCAAGUGUUGCGAAAGAGAUCAGGUCGCACAACUUGAGGAGACAGUUCGACCAUCCUAUCUUCCAUUUCAACAGCCAUAGUUUUGAUCUGUAGCCUCCCACUCCACAACUUGUUUAUUUAUAUGAUUGUACACAAAUAUGUAUAUAGAUAUAGACUAGAGCUUUAGUACCCGCGCGUUGCCGCGGGAAUAUCAAAUGAAUUAUAAGUUGUAUAAAAGUGUUAGAAUAAGAGAUUAAAUGAGUUGUGACCUGUGAA
This is a messenger RNA of Pyrus x bretschneideri (Chinese white pear), 2571 nucleotides long. Its product is annotated as ferric reduction oxidase 6. The coding region runs from base 181 to 2409 and encodes 742 amino acids. Gene Ontology annotation, molecular function: oxidoreductase activity. Lineage: Eukaryota; Viridiplantae; Streptophyta; Magnoliopsida; Rosales; Rosaceae. The record is from RefSeq and is a predicted model, not a curated record. Gene Ontology annotation, cellular component: plasma membrane. The transcript has 9 exons.